AUGUCGAUCGAUGAAAAGAAAAUCCAAGCGAGAUCGAACGAUCGAUCUGUCACGACGAAAAAACUGUACUCUGGGAUCGUUCUAGGUUCUCGUCUGAUCGCUGAAAUGCUCGGCAAAGAACUGCGUCUGUCCGACCGCGUCGAAAAUCACAACCAUUCGAUUACGCGGUGUUAUAGCCAUAACGCUCGGUGCAGCGCCGGAAGCGAUAACUGCUGCGACGCCGGCCAGAGCUGUGGCCGCUCCAACCCACGACCGUCGAACGUCGGACGUGCGUCGUGCGAUGGCGAAGCCGGCGGCCGGUCGGCCGCUUCGAGUCCGGUGUACCAGGACCAAGGAGUCGUGCAAUCAGCCCAGCCCGUGCGCGCCAGGGUGCCGGUCCCGUGCCCGUGCAGCGCCGAACCGUCCAGGAGACACGACCGGGCGGCGCAGAUUCCUCUGAACAGGCGCAACACUUACGAUGUGCAGCCGCCACCGUGUGGUGAUCAAAACGCCCGGCGGUGUGAUUAUGACGUGGAGCCGGAGCCGCAGAACUGCUCGCCCCAAAACGACCGGCGGGCCACUUACGACGUGUCGCGACCGUGCGCCGCGCUCCAAGACGACCGGCGGGCCACUUACGACGUGUCGCGACCGUGCGCCGCGCUCCACCGGCGGGCCACUUACGACGUGUCGCGACCGUGCGCCGCGCUCCAAGACGACCGGCGGGCCACUUACGACGUUGAGCCGCCGGCGCGAUCGUUCGGUUGCGGUUCGGGGGCGCGCAACCUGACCUUACCGUUUUCGAUGACCGGCACCAUCCAGCUGAGCGGGUUCGAUGAUCUGUCGCCGGUGCGACAGCCGCCGCGCAACGGGCAGUCGUCGUGCAGCGGACUCCACGACACGGACGGUGACAUCGACGACUUCCUCGACAAUCAUCUCAACUACGACAUGGUGGCGCCGCGGGCGGUGGCCCUGCCCGGACAGCCGUACGUGCGCAUCGACGAGUCGGCGGCGAACACGACGCCCGAAGCGUUUCGCAUGACGGUCCACGACCGCAGCUCGUUGGGUUCGCAAGCGAUGGGCAUCCCGAGUCCGCCGUGCGAUUUCGGCAGCUGCGGGUCGCGCAACACGUCGGCCGACCACCGUUCCCGGCCGUUCGGUCUCGACGAUUCGUUCGUCGUGGGCGCGCCGCGCGACCGCCAGUCGAGGGCCAGGUCGGCGGCGCCCGCGUGCAGCUCGUCGUCCCGCAACAACCGCAGGCGCGACACUUUCGACCGGUGCACCCGCUAG
Molecule: messenger RNA, 1266 nt
Organism: Rhopalosiphum maidis (corn leaf aphid)
Lineage: Eukaryota; Metazoa; Arthropoda; Insecta; Hemiptera; Aphididae
Exons: 2
Coding region: 1-1266 (421 amino acids)
Source: RefSeq, a predicted model, not a curated record